AUGCGUGAGGCGAUUUGCAUCCACAUUGGCCAGGCCGGUUGCCAGGUCGGCAAUGCGUGCUGGGAGCUGUUCUGCCUGGAGCACGGCAUCCAGCCCGACGGCGCGAUGCCCUCCGACAAGACGAUCGGCGUGGAGGACGACGCGUUCAACACGUUCUUCUCGGAGACCGGCGCGGGCAAGCACGUGCCGCGUGCGGUGUUCCUCGACCUGGAGCCGACGGUGGUGGACGAGAUCCGCACCGGCACGUACCGCCAGCUGUUCCACCCCGAGCAGCUGAUCUCCGGCAAGGAGGAUGCGGCCAACAACUACG
Messenger RNA from Trypanosoma conorhini, 310 nucleotides. RefSeq names its product epsilon tubulin. Lineage: Eukaryota; Euglenozoa; Kinetoplastea; Trypanosomatida; Trypanosomatidae. The record is from RefSeq and is a predicted model, not a curated record. Gene Ontology annotation, molecular function: GTP binding; structural constituent of cytoskeleton. The annotation marks the transcript as partial. Gene Ontology annotation, biological process: microtubule cytoskeleton organization; mitotic cell cycle. The transcript has a single exon. Gene Ontology annotation, cellular component: cytoplasm; microtubule.